GGAAGGAAGCCCAGAAAGGGCCUCUGCUCUUUGAUGAUCUCCCACCAGCCAGCAGUGCUGACUCAGGAAAAGGAGGCUCUUUACUUUUUGAUGAUCUUCCUCCAGCCAGCAGCGGUGACACAGCCUCCAGUGCUACUGAGCAGGUCUCAUCAGCAGGGAGCCAUGGGAAAGGGGAGAAGAGAAAGUCCUUGGAGGAGGAAGAGAAGAAUGGCGGGGAAGAACUUGUGGAAAAGAAAGUUUGUAAAGGGUCAGUGGGCAUUCUUGGACUGAAGGGUUACGUGGCAGAGAGGAAAGGUGAAAGAGAAGACAUGCAGGACGCACACGUCAUCCUAAAUGAUAUCACUGAGGAGUGCCAGCCUCUGCCCUCCCAAAUCACACGUGUCUCGUACUUCGCUGUUUUUGAUGGCCACGGGGGAGUCCGAGCCUCAAAAUUUGCAGCACAGAAUCUGCACCAAAACCUGAUUAAGAAAUUUCCUAAAGGUGAGGUAGUCAGCGUGGAGAAAACCGUGAAGAGAUGCCUUUUGGACACCUUCAAACACACAGAUGAGGAGUUUCUAAAGCAGGCAUCCAGCCAGAAGCCAGCAUGGAAGGAUGGCUCCACAGCUACUUGUGUCCUAGCUGUUGACAAUAUUCUCUAUAUAGCCAACCUUGGGGACAGCCGGGCGAUUCUGUGUCGUUAUAACGAAGAGAGUCAGAAACAUGCAGCCUUAAGCCUCAGUAAGGAGCACAACCCCACCCAAUAUGAGGAGCGUAUGCGGAUACAGAAAGCUGGGGGAAAUGUCAG
Leptosomus discolor (cuckoo roller) is the source of this 784-nucleotide messenger RNA. NCBI's taxonomy places the organism in Eukaryota, Metazoa, Chordata, Aves, Leptosomiformes, Leptosomidae. The record is from RefSeq and is a predicted model, not a curated record.